Molecule: messenger RNA, 5710 nt
Organism: Paralichthys olivaceus (Japanese flounder)
Lineage: Eukaryota; Metazoa; Chordata; Actinopteri; Pleuronectiformes; Paralichthyidae
Gene: urb2
Product: URB2 ribosome biogenesis homolog
Biological process (GO): ribosome biogenesis
Cellular component (GO): nucleolus
Source: RefSeq, a predicted model, not a curated record
UUUGUGGACGAGAGACGGACAACUGUUGGCCGAUGAUGUCGAUCGACUCUCGGUUGCUUUGGGCUGGCCGGCAGGGUGAAAGUUGAAAGUUCGUCCUCAUCUGAAAACAGGAGCCACGUGCCGGCUGUAAAGUCGUGAGUUCAGUGAACAGAAACAGCUGCUGCAGUGAUGGCUGCCAUCUACUCAGGAAUCCAUCUGAAACUGAAGAGUCCUCAGACUCCAUGGGAGGACAAGCUGAAGCUGGCACGCUUUGCCUGGAUCUCCUCUCAGUGUCUGCUGCCCAACAAGGAACAGGUGCUUUUGGACUGGUGCACCCAUGCUUUGACAGGCUGGUACAACCAAAAGGUUGAGUUUUCUCAGAAUGUACUGGAAGGCCUGUGGUGUUACCUUGAUGACCUGCUUCACAGCCGGAAGCUCCACUCAUUUCUCAGACAGGGAAAGACUAUCAGCCUGAGGCUCAACAUGGCACAGCUGCUGCUUGAGCGUCUCCAGGAGUGUUCCCGUGUUGACUCCAAGUCGCCGGUGUGUGCGGCCACCAUACUGAGCGUGUGCCAGGGCAUUCUCUCUUCUCCGGUGCUGUCAUCUGUCUUCAUUACCAAGUAUGAACUCAUGGUUGAUCUGCUGGCCAAGCUCUGCUCGAUGGCCUGCUGUGAGCUUCAGCAGCCAUUGCUCACAGAAAUCAUAAUGACUGAGUCUGAUACAUGUCAAGAUGUGGUGAUGAGCGAGCCUCUUCAAACUCAACGUGCUAACAAUAAGGACACGUUGGACUCUCCUGCAGAUCACCCAGAGUUAGAUACUAAGAAUCCAACUUCCAAGCCUCGUGAAAACCAUUCAUCUAAUCUGUUUGAGGUGCUGCUUCAGGUGUUGUCAUGUUAUUUAGCGGUACAGCGACAACAAGCCAACCCUAACAGGGUCUUUACCGUGGUGACCAACCAGCUGAUCCAGCCGUUAGUGCUGCUCAGACAUCUGUUGACUUCUGGGGAUAUUGCACCCACUCAGACACUGCGUAUCCGUCAGCAGCUGUGCAGAGACAUUCGCGUCAAGAUUGACUCCAUCCUUCAGUCUGCCCUCUUCCCGUCCGAGCACCUGACCUCUUACAAGGACGAGCUCCUUCCAUCUAGAGGUGAUACUGGGAAACGUGGUCCAGGAGGAGCAAAAGGCCCCCUGAAGCCAGUCAGUGCCAUUCUUCCCAAACUGAGUGCACAGGGCUACUGUGAGCCGCCCCUACACUACUCUGUGAAGUCCAACACAUUGUCUCUGCUGUUUAAAUUUUUUCUGGAAAGCUAUGGGAAAGGAAGAGGAGACAAUGAAGAAGAACAGAAGAUGCUGUGUUUUUAUUUUCUCAUGAGAUUGGUCCCAGCAUUAGAUCUAAGUCUCGAUGGAGACUCAGUCUCACCUGCAAAAGCAGAGCAGUCAGUGUCUGAGUCCUCUGGUCAGACGUCUUCCCCAGACUCCCUCCAGUCCCCAGAGAGCUGGAGCCUGGCUCUGUUGUCUGUGGAGUUCCUGCUAAGCCAGGCUCUGUCAGCUGAUAUUUAUAAUGUAGCAGCAGACAGAAUACGACACAAACAGGUCCAGCUCAACUUUUACAGAGCGCUGGGACAAAUGCUCUUCAACCAGGCUCAGCCAAGCAUCCCAGCAUGGUACCGCUGUUUGAAGGUGCUGUUGAGUCUCAACCAUCUGAUUCUUGAACCAGACCUGGACCAGCUGUUAUCUUCAGCCUGGGUUAAUUCUGAGUGCAUGGAAGCACGAGUGCAGCGCGCCAGACAGAUGAUGGUGUGCAGUCUCCUCCAGACCUACACUAAGCUCCGUCAGCUCCCUCGCCUCUUCUCCGAGCUCCUGUCUGUGAUCUGUCAGCCAGCUCUGGAAGAACUCCGACCUCCUCUGCUGUCCGAAGGGAUCUCCGUCUCCCUCGGGACUUGUCUUCUGGACACGCCCCCGUCCCAGUGCUUUGAGAUCUGCUCAUCAGUGCUGGAGAACAUGAGGACACAUAUACUUCCUGACAUGGUGAAGGAUGAAAAAGAGGCAGAGAAAAUGGACAUUGAUGAAGGAGGAGAUGAUAAAAAAAGCAAACUUAAUGUGGACCAAGAGAGACAAGAUGCGUCUCUGAAGCUCUUCUCCCUCAGCCAGCUCCUUCAUGCUGUUUUAUUUAGUCUGAAAACUCUAGACAAUGCUUCUCCUCUUCCUUUAGUCAGGCAGGGUCAAGCCCUGAUGGAGGAGAUGCAGCAGGUAGUCAAGGAGUUACUACAGGUGUUGCCAAGAGAACAGAGGAUAAAAAAGACGCCAAGGAAAGUCAAAAAGAAAGUGGAGCACAAAGAGCCAGAGGGGGUUUCAGUGCUGUGGGAACAGAAGACCCAGGAGGCCACUCUGCUCCUCAGGUACGCCUGGGUGGAAGUGGACACGCUUUUUAAUAUCCACUGUAGUAAAUACAUAUCGCCUGAUUCUGACCAGGAGGCAGCUGUCCAUGACACUGAGGAGGAAGCUCUUUCUAAUGCUCCAGUCCAUACUCGCAUUGAGAGUCUUCUAUCUGGUGACAUCUUACCUGCCCACCUCUAUCCCUCCCCCUCCUGCAGCCCCAUGAGCUGCUUGCUCCUCAAACUCCUCACCUUACAGCAGAUGAAGAGAGUCAUGUUGGACUGCACCUCAGCCUGUGAAUCCAGCACAGCUGCACUGCUGAACAGGGCGGCCCACUUUAUUUCUGCUAAACUGAAGCUUGAGGAGACCCCAGGUGGAGAGCAGGUGUGGGACGGGCAGAUAAGCAGCGUAGACAGCAGCUCCUACAUUGUGGCACACUGGCACCUUGUCGCAUCCAAUCUGCCGUUGAUUUAUCCCUACCUGAGUGGAGAGGACUUGGGCUGCAUAGCAGAUGUUCUCGUCGGGUCUCUCCUCAGGGAACAGUCAGAUGGAGGGAUGGACUGUCCACCCAGCUGUCUGACCAUCUCCCUCAUAUCAUCACAGCUCCUUGAAAGCCUAAUUUUCCCUGAGUUACCUUCACUUUACUCUGCAACAGUUUGUUCCCUCGCACAAAGAAUUUACAGUGUUCUCCUGGUGGCACAUGCACCCAAGGUUUGUGCUACACUCCCAAAGAUUCAGGAAGAAGGAAGUGAUGCCAGUCCGUCUUCUGCCAAACUGGUGGAAAAGGAGACCAUAGUUGAGGAUAUACUGGCGUCCUCUAAGACUGGAGACGUGUUUGUAUCACUCUCUGACUCACAGACCAAGGAACUGGUGAACUUAAUUCAAAUCUUAACACACCUUAACCCAAAUGCUAUGAACUCUGAGGAUCUCGGCUCUGUUUUCCUCCUCCUCUUCAUGAUGCUCACCUCGGCCUCCCGUCAGUCAGAUGGUCGUCCUGACUCUGAAGAGAAUGCUGUGUUCCAGGUGAAGCUGCUCAGGAUCCUGACUUCUCUUGUGGAGAGUAGAAACUUAAAAAGUGUUUUGAAGCUCUUUCAUGCAGGUUCUCUGCUGCAAGCUGCUGUGUCUUCUCUCCUCUGGCAUAGCAACAGUGGAAGAUAUCGAGCCACACACAGCUCUGACUGGAUGGACUUAAUCAAAGCAGUGCAGGACUUCAUCAGGGCCUUGGUCCAGUUGAUUAUAUUCAGAAACAGCAGCGUCCAACUCAACCUGAAUCAGUUUAUUGCUUUUCUUACCAGUAAGGAAAAGCCAAGCGGGUGCAAUGUUGCUCAAAGUUCAGCAGCUGUUUCAGGAAAACCAGAUCCAGGAGCAUCCAUUUUGUCUGUUCAUCUUGAGCUGGCAUCACUGACUUCUUUUGCCCAGGAGAUGACUUCUAACCUGGGGAGGAGUAAACUAAUGGAUCAGACCUUGACCCAAAUGGUAACAACAGUGAAUGCUACACUGGGACCAGCUGUUGAGUCCGUCUUAAGACCCCAGACUGUCAGCGAAGCAGCCGUCCAACCAGUCGGCGUCCUCGAUCAAGCCUUCGUGGUAGAAGUUGUCACCGUCAUGCUGCACUGUGAACUGUCCUCACUGUCAGUGGAAGAACAGAACAAGCAGGAUGGCACCACGCUCACCCUGAGCCACAUGACCCUCUAUCAGAACUUGUGCCAGCAGAUCCUCAGAGAACUUAACUCCGACCUCAGGCCCAUGGACUCUCUGGUCUCUUAUCUCCAUUUCCUGUCCUUAUUCUACAAGGCAGCAGAGAGGAUGAGAGGAGACAAGGAGAAGGGAGAAAAGGACCUGGAUGAACUGUACACUCAGAUCCUGCAGAAUGUGCAGAGAUUGCUGACAGCUCCAUGGCUGUCACCAAAAGAUGUCUGUGAGCUGGAGCCAGCAGUGCAGGAGCUGCUGUGCCACCUGGUGGAGAAAAGCACAACUGCUCAGUUCAAGCUGCUGCUUCUGAUGAUCAGAGAAGGACUUAACACUGGCAAACUGAGGGCUGGAAACUACAGGGAGGUGCUGUCUGCAGUAACCAUCACUAAGCUGCUGUUCUGUUGUCAGUUAACUGACCCCUGCAUGAAAGCUCUGUGGCACAUUGCACCGCAGAUUAUAUCUGCUAUGGUGUUCUUGUUAAGAUCAUCUGGACUGGACACCUCUCUAACGCUUCCCUUUACCGUUCCUACGGUGACUUCAAUGACAUCACUGCUGCGCCAGGGGGAGGGGUUCAUCACCAACCCUCAUCAUGUGGUCCUGGUGCUUGGCGCGCUGCAGUCUGUGCCCCUCGACCACUUGUCCCCACCCGUCUACCAGUCAGCAUUCUUGGCUAUUCAUGAGGCGCUGUUCGCCAUCAUCCAGUGUCAUCCUCAGGUGUUGUCAAAUGCAGCUCCAUCCUUUUUAAAUGUCUUCUAUCGUCUGGUGGCAUCCAUUAUGCAGGAGGGUCGACAGAGAGGAGACAGUGACACAGGUUCAGAUGGUGACGUGUAUCACCAGUGCUCCAGACUGACACAGAGGAUGUUCUCUCACAUUGCUGCUGCAGCUGAGAGCUUCACCACACUGUCGGCCUUCAUGGUGGCUCAGUACGUCACAGAGCUCCAGAAGGUUACUCUGCGACCGGACAUUAAGCUGCAUCUCACUGAGGGCAUCUAUCAGAUAAUGGACCUGUGCAUGGAGCAAGACAUCAAGUUUCUGAUGGCAGGGCUGCAGAUGGGAGUCAGAGAGGUGUUCAACGAGCUGUACGGCAGCUACACCCACUACCACAAAGCAGAGAGGCAAGGAGAGGAAAAGUACACAGUUUAAAUUAAAUAAAAACAAAAUGUCUUGAUAAGGAAGGACUUUGUUCAUGUGACUUCUGCUUUUCAAUGAGACAGGCUGGUGCAUGUCAUCGGAUGUUUAGGCAGUUGUCAUUGCUUCUGUUCAGACCUGGUAGUUACAUCCAUCCUGAGAGAUCCAAUCAUAAUUGGGCAGAGUAAAGUACGUCUGUUCACAUCUGAUAUUAAAAUGAAUCCUGAUCGUGACCUGGGAUCUGAUCUCACUCCCCCACUUUGCAUGCAAAUAAACACCUACGUCAUUUAUGUCUGUGAAGACCAAAUUGUGUUAUUUUAACCCAGUCUGAGUUUACAGAUGUGUCCAAUGACAAUGUUUGUGUGUGUGAGUGCACGUGUGAGAGAGAGACCACUGGUUUCUGUGAGAUAUGAUUCUUAUUUUGCUGCCAGAUGAAAAUGGUGACAAAUGAAAAUUGUACAUAUAAGUGUUGUUUCUUUUUUACCAACUUUAAUAAUUUAACAUCAAUACAUUUCAAUACAAUACUGUCUCAACACAA